Molecule: messenger RNA, 1764 nt
Organism: Drosophila eugracilis
Lineage: Eukaryota; Metazoa; Arthropoda; Insecta; Diptera; Drosophilidae
Exons: 3
Coding region: 90-1556 (488 amino acids)
Biological process (GO): ubiquitin-dependent protein catabolic process via the multivesicular body sorting pathway
Cellular component (GO): ESCRT I complex
Molecular function (GO): ubiquitin binding
Source: RefSeq, a predicted model, not a curated record
GCUGCUCGGGGACAACAAAAGCGAACAGAGAGAAAAACGCGCAGUAGCAAUUUAAUUAACAAAAUUCGAGGUGAAUGCGCUAGCAUAACAUGGACGAUGUCCCGGUCAAGAUAGUCGAGCGCUACAAACCUCCGCCUGCCGUUUUUCACCUGCCGCAGGCUACUCUCAACCGUCUGACGCAGUUCCGUGAAGACUUCUAUGCGGAUCACCCGGAUUACAAGUAUGAUUGUCAGCUGGAGCGGGCGGUGGUGAGUCAGGCGGAACGCUGGCGCCAGCUGCGUUGCCAGCAGCGGGAGGAACGGACCAGACGCCAGGAACGCCGCAAAGAGGAGCGCCAAAGAGCGCUGGAAGCCAGGCAGAAAGAGAUGCUUGGAGCAGUCGACUAUCCCAGUACGGACGACUUGUCAUCAGACGAGGAAGAGGAAAAGACGGACGCAGAAUGGAAGGAAAAGCAACAGCAUGCCCCUCCAACCACAAUUGAGUCACGCGACUCCUCGCACGAACCAAAGUCAAUAAGCGUGUGCAAUUUCCACAACAUCUUGCAGCCCACCAUUCUUAGCACCACUCCAGUAGCGAGUCCCCAGACGCUGCACAAGCGAAAUAGCUCACUGAACUACGCGGAUUUCGAGUAUAACAUGAACUCUACUCCCUUCGAUAACAUCGAGUUGAAGACCAUUAACGAUCUGGAUAUACUUGCCCAAGUGCUGCACCAGACCCAGCUAGAAGAGCGCAGGGAUCAAACGCAGCAGCAAAACAAUCAUCCACGAAAUGAAGAUCAUUUACAGCAGAAAGAUCACCCCAAAGAGGAGCAUCCCCAUCAGGAAGUGCCAGCUCCUGUGGAGCUUACGAUGACCACCCUGGCGGAGACCAAAGCGACGCUAGACAGCGUCAAUUUCCAUGUUCAAUGUGAUGAAGAUGAGGGCCGGAGCGACCCCAGCCACAUUCCAGCAACGCCUCUAUACUCGACGCCCAUGUACAGCGCUUCCCCCCAGCAGCAGCUGCCCACACCGGAACACUUCCAGGUGUACAGCCACCAGCCAGUCUACUCCCCGCAGCAACAUACUUACCAACGGCAAAAUAAUUACUAUGUCAAUGGAUUCGGCACGCCCAAUCAUUUGAUGGCGCCUCCAGCGCCUUCCUCUGUGCUGGCUCUUAGCCAGUCUCAGGACGAGGUGUCCACCAAGUCGAGGAGCGUGCCCGACAUCCUGCGUGAGCUGAAGACCGAGCUGCAGCAGGCAGAAAAUCGUCGCAAUCGCCUGCACAGCCACAACGAGGAGCAGCAGCCUAUUAUGGAGGCGGCGAUGAACAGGAACUCUUUCAGGGAGCUGGCUGGACCGGCACAGAAGUUAGCCCAACGAAUCAGUACCAUGGGAUUCCCUCUGGAACGAGUCGCGAAGGUGGUUAGCUUGUGCGGCAUCGAUGAUAAAAAGAUUAUAGAACACCUCAUACCACUGGGCGAGCUUAUGGACCUAGGCUUUGACGAAUCGAAAAUCUCGGCGGCGCUUCUAAAGUUCAACAAUAACAAGGAUAAGGCGCUGGACUAUCUAAUCAACUAGUUAAAUUUAGGGGAACAUUUUGAUAUGGCCAGCUUUUAUCCCAUACCCUCACCCAGCAUCCUUUGCCCAAUCAGCUUAUCGAUAUGACUCCUCUAAAUGUAUUUUUAAUUAUUACAAUUUCUUGUGAGAUAUUCCUUGCUUAAGUUGGGAGUUGAAUGCUUCAGAAUCCUCAGCAGCAGAAUAAAUAUAAGUCCGUAUAUUAAGCAUA